This is a messenger RNA of Synchiropus splendidus (mandarinfish), 2950 nucleotides long. It is a transcript of the gene cmtm4, whose product is annotated as CKLF-like MARVEL transmembrane domain containing 4. The record is from RefSeq and is a predicted model, not a curated record. NCBI's taxonomy places the organism in Eukaryota, Metazoa, Chordata, Actinopteri, Syngnathiformes, Callionymidae. The transcript has 4 exons. Bases 376 to 1002 code for a protein of 208 amino acids. Gene Ontology annotation, cellular component: membrane.
GCUGCUCCUCCGCUGCGCUCUACAAUAGGGAACAAUCCGGUUAGCCUCGGUCCUUCUGGGCCGUGAUGGGUGGCUGCACGCGGGCGUCCUACUAACCAGAAGAGACACUCAACAACAAGUGGCCCUGCUAACUUUGCUAUCCCACCGUGGCCGGCGGGAUUAAGCAGAGCUCCGGCUGUCUUGCUCGCCGUUCCCCCCGCGGGCUGCUGCUGGCCAUGAGAAGCGCGCGAUCCGGUCUGUUUCCUGCCUCCUCCUCCUCCUCCUCCAGCCUGCAUGGGACAAAGUCUGUUCUCGGUCGCUUGACCCGAACUGGGAGGUAGAACAAGUCGGGUUUGGGCCCGUAAACGUUGCUGAGCAAGACUACCAGACACCACCAUGAGGACCACCGAGGAGGCGGAGGGCUUUGACGGAGAGGCCUCCAACACCUCCAUGAUCUCCGGGGCCAGCAGCCCCUACCAGCCCACCACAGAGCCGGUCCUCUCCAGGAAUGUCCUCGGAGGGAUCCGCUGCGACAUGGAGUACCUCAAGUCAUACUUCGGCAUCCUGAAGGUGGUGGAAGUGAUCCUGGCGUUCAUCAGCUUCAUCUGCAUCGAGACCAUCAUGCUGUGUUCUCCAUGUGGAGGGGUCUACUUCUUUGAGUUUGUCAGCUGCACUGCCUUCGUGGUGACUGGAGUCCUGCUCCUCAUCUUUUGCCUGAACCUGCACACCAAGGUGCCGCACGUCAACUGGAACCUCACGGAUUUGGUGAACACGUGCGCCAGCACCGUCUUCUUCGCUCUGUCCACUCUGGUUCUGGCCUGCAUCAACCACAACACGCAAGCCGAAAUAGCCGCCGUGGUGUUUGGUGCCCUGGUGACGUUCGUGUACGGCCUGAACAGCUACCUGGCUGUACGCAGGUGGCGCCGCGGCAACGCGGGUCAGGGAGCCACGACCGGCACCGACUACAUGCGUGCGCGCACGGCAUCCCGUGGAGAGAUGGAGGGCCGUCCAGAACUGGCAUGAGUGUCAGCGACAAUCAGAUGGACUGAAGGAGAAGAGAUUACUGGCAGCUGACGGCCCAGCUCUCCUGAAGAGGGAAUAUUUGACUCUCUUCCUGCUUCUCCUUGUCCCAGACGGAGGGAUUAGUCCGACAGAUGAAUCACAAAAGUGCUCCACCGUCACAAACUCCUUACUUUAAAAUCACUCAUGGAGCGUUACUAACUGACGAAGAUGCACAUCACCACUCCUUGUUUCUCUGUGAGUGAAGAACUCAAGGAACGAUCACUGCCGUCUCCGGAGCCACCAGCACGUGAUGUCCUCGCUCUUUCUCACUGACACUGCUGGGAGAAUCUCCUAAAGGCCCGGCAUUAUUUAAUACAACAAUCCAAGGUUCUUGUGUCGCAGCUUUGCUUCGAACCUCUCAUUUACAGGUUUGAAGGUAACAACCAGGAGCCGUAGUUGUUUUUUCUCUCUCGUAGCUGAAGUCCUCGGCCGUCAUUGUGGCAGUAGCUCUCUUGUUUUUCACUCAUUGCCAUGAGACAAAACACUAAAGCGAUUUUAAAAAACUAAUUAUUAGGUCGAAUACAAUGUGUGAAGUUUUGUUUUGAGGGUUGCUGUUCUAGAAAGGAGCUUCAUAGAAUCUACACAUAAUUACAUUAUAACAAAAACAUAUUUUACUAUAACUCUGAUCUACUUCAUUACUCACCAUUAUUUAUUAUUAUUGCAUUUUUUUAAUUGUGAGAAUAAUAACCUGAACAGUGCCACCCUUUUUAUUAACAAUGGAAUUGAGCUGAAUCAAAUUUCUGCAUUCAUUUGUUAUAUGAAUUUAUCAAACCCUCCACAAACUCUGUUUACAUUUUCAUAGUUUGAUGCCACUGAAACACCAUUGUUGAAUGAAAAUAUAUUUCCUCCCAGCUGAAGUGAUGCUGAACUUUUGGAGACGCUGUAGCAACCAUGAUGGCCCAAGACUCCAGGACAAGUUUUGAACUAUGGACAUCUGAAAGCGAUGUCAACACAUGACUAGUACGGUUUUUGAGGUCAACGCUUGGGGGCAGCACCAGCGACGACGCGGUGUUUCCUUCACAACUCGCCAGGCCGUUGCUCUGAGCGCUGACCUCCGCCCUGAAUCACGCCGUGCCUCGACCCGAACACUGUAUUUGUGCGAUGUGUUUCACGCGGCAUCUGACGCGCGCGUGUGAGGGUGUGAACGCACAGAUGGAAUCAUGGUACAUCUGAAGUGUAGAUGCUUGUGUUUGCUGUGUUCUUGCACAUAACUUAUGUAGUAGCCAGCCUUCUAACAAUACUGCGGGUAAUAUAGAAUGUUUUCCCUUUAAAAGUCGUCUAACUCUCCGUAAUGUUUUCACACUAACUGAAUGUAUUAGCGCACUAUUCUACAACCCAGAAGAGCGUCGUCAGCAUGGUAGUUACCCUUGUAUUACCGCGGUGUGACGCUAUAGCUACACCUAGCGGUCGUCUCUGAACCUUUAUAAACUACGACGAAAGAUCUUUUAUUCACUAAUAAAGCGACCCUGUGACCCAUUCUUGAAUAAGUGUAUAAAUUAUACCACGUUUUGUACUGAAGUUGAACCUUCGACAAUCACUUUUGUAUUUAUGUUAAGCUGAUGAACUUAUUUUCGAUGUACAGCACGACAUAUAGAUCUCUGUGUGCACCGGUAGGUACCAUGUUUGAUGAAGAAUGAGUAUUUAUGAGCUGAAUUUGAACUUUAGAACUGAAAUCAUGGUAGAAUAAGUUAUAGCAAAGGAGGGGGGGUUUGGAUACAUACAUUCUGGUAAGUGUCAAACUGUCCUUUGUCAUGGUGCUGUUUUGCUCCCAACUCCAACUGAGGAAGCAACAGUGACACAUCUUGAGCAAACUAGGGAGAUAAUUCAAUAUAAAGGAGGAAACAGUGCUGGACUUCAUGUUGUUUUGCAUUCCAAAGAAGUGUGAAUAAAGUGUUUCUGUGCUCUCAAA